UGCCAUCAACUGGAUCGUCUCAGGCCCCACGACGAGAUGGCUGCUGCUGCACGACCCGCAGCCGGACCAAGCACCUCCAAGGAGGAUCUCAGCGAUGUUUACAGUGAUCUGAAUCAAGACGAAGAAGAUUUGGACAGAAUUGCUGAAGCGAAUGAACUUUUUGAUGCUGUUCUGACUGGCUCAGUAGAUCAGGACAAGAAAGUUGCUACGAAUGCGGUGCCUCCUAAGGAGACACCAGCUGAUGAGGAGACUCAGUCCACAGUAAAAAGUCCAAAAGGAGGAAACUCACUGAGGAGACUGUCUUUAUAUGUUGGGAAUUUCCCCUGGUGGACAUCUGAUAAGGACCUCGUGUGCAUGGCUCAAACGCUGGGCGUGAAGGAUGUCACAGAUAUCAAAUUUGCUGAGAACAGAAUAAAUGGCCAGUCAAGAGGCUAUGCAGAAGUGGUGGUAACCUCAGAGGAGUCAUUAAAAAUAUUGUUGGAGAAAAUACCACAAUGUGAACUCAACGGGGAAAGGAUAGACUGUCGCUUUGCCACUCGCCAGAACCUCACCAUGUUUGAGGACACAGCAAAUAAACGUAUACCUCUGCGUAUUAACUCCAAAGAUUCGAAGGACUCUGAAUCUUCGGAAAAGAUUCCCUCAUUAUUAUCACAGGAGCCCAGCCCUCCCCCUAUACCUCCACUUUUUCCAUCACACCCCCUUACAAACAGGCUACCCUCGUUACCCAGCCCUUUCCUUGGUCAGCCACCUCCUCCUUUCCCACAUCUACCGCCAAACAUCCCUCCACCCUUUCCACCCCCUUUAUUCCCUCCUCAUGUCCAUGUUCCUAACCACCCACCUCCCAGCCCACAUAUAAACCCAGCAUUCUUUAGUCCAGCGCAAGACGGGCACAGCAGCAACGCUCACGGCCAACAAAAGCACACACCUCAAAGUACAGAUGCAGAUUUUGAGGAGCUGAUGAACAGAAAUAGAGCUGUUGCCAGUACUGCCAUCACCAAGGCUGUGUCUGGAGCCGCAGCUGGAGAUUUGCGGGUUGCCAUGGAGACUCUAUUAACUGCCAUCGCCAUCAUCAAGCAGUCCAGAGUGUAUGCAGAUGAACGCUGCCAAGCCCUGGUGACCUCACUCAAAGACUGUCUGGUCUCCAUCCAGGGCAACUAUGGCAGCAGGAGUAGCAGUCGUUCUGAGGAUGACAAAAGAGACCGGGACAGGAGUCGUGACAGAGAGCGGGAGCGAGUGCGUGAUCGGGAUCGGGAUCGUGAUCGUGAUCGGGAACGCGACAGGGAUGAUUCUUCCGGUUGGGAUGGUGCAGGAAUGCAUCGGAGACGCAGAGAAAGCUCCUGGAGCCGGGAGAGGGACAAGGAACGCUCGCGGGAACGGGAAAAGCACAGAGAGCACAGAGAUCACAGAGAUCGAUACCGAUAACUUGACUGAUGGAGUGUUUCAGUUGGAAGCAAAGAGAAGACACGACUUAUUGUUUCUACUCCAAGCUGUAUAAAAAUCUACAGGCUAUCGCCAAAAGUCUAAAGUGUACUUCUUUUUGUUCUCCAGUCACUUGUACAUACUGGGACUUUUACCUGCUUAAAGAAAACAUGUGAUUGUAGAUUUGUUGCAGGGUCUUAAGAUUCCAAUGCUUGCAUGCACCUGUGAGUAACUUAUGAAAUGCAGUUGUAAUGUUUUCAAUAUUUCUUUUGUAUUAAAUCUACAAAUUAAAAAACAUUCCCUGAAAAUAUAA
Messenger RNA from Larimichthys crocea (large yellow croaker), 1732 nucleotides. Its product is annotated as cleavage and polyadenylation specificity factor subunit 7. The record is from RefSeq and is a predicted model, not a curated record. NCBI's taxonomy places the organism in Eukaryota, Metazoa, Chordata, Actinopteri, Sciaenidae. Bases 37 to 1422 code for a protein of 461 amino acids. The transcript has 9 exons. Gene Ontology annotation, molecular function: RNA binding.